UCACAGCAUCACAGAAUGGUUUGGGUUGGAAGGGACCUUAAAGGUCAUCUCGGUCCAGCCUCCUGCCGUGCCGUGGACACCUUCCACUAUCUCAGGGUGGAAAAAUACAGACCCAUGAAACUGUCCGAAAUAGUUGGAAAUGAAGAUACUGUGAGCAGGUUGGAGGUCUUUGCAAAAGAGGGGAAUGUUCCAAAUAUUAUAAUUGCUGGCCCUCCAGGAACAGGUAAAACCACCAGUAUCCUGUGUUUGGCUCGUGCUCUGCUUGGUCCUGCAUUAAAGGAUGCUGUUCUGGAGCUGAAUGCCUCAAAUGACAGAGGCAUUGAUGUUGUAAGAAACAAAAUCAAAAUGUUUGCCCAGCAAAAAGUCACACUUCCAAAAGGUCGGCAUAAAAUAAUCAUCCUUGAUGAAGCAGACAGCAUGACAGAUGGAGCACAGCAAGCAUUGAGAAGAACGAUGGAAAUUUAUUCCAAAACAACACGCUUUGCACUGGCGUGCAAUGCCUCUGACAAAAUCAUAGAACCUAUUCAGUCUCGGUGUGCAGUGCUGCGUUACACCAAGCUGACAGAUGCACAAAUACUUGCCAGGCUACUGAAAAUUGUUGAGAAAGAGGAUGUCCCAUAUACAGAUGAUGGACUAGAAGCCAUUAUCUUCACAGCCCAAGGUGAUAUGAGACAGGCAUUAAACAACUUACAGUCCACAUACUCUGGAUUUGGCUUUAUAAACAGUGAAAAUGUCUUUAAGGUAUGUGAUGAGCCUCACCCUCUGCUUGUGAAGGAAAUGAUACAACACUGUGUAAAUGCAAAUAUUGAUGAAGCAUACAAGAUUCUUGCCCACCUGUGGCGCCUUGGAUACUCUCCAGAAGAUGUCAUUGGCAAUAUCUUCCGUGUGUGUAAGACCUUUCAAAUGCCAGAAUACCUGAAACUGGAAUUUAUCAAGGAGAUUGGGUACACUCACAUGAAGAUUGCAGAAGGUGUGAACUCCCUUUUACAAAUGGCUGGGCUGCUGGCCCGGCUGUGCCAGAAGACUGCAGCCCCUGCAGCCAGUUAGGCACUUCUCCAGCCUGCUGGGAGGAAACCAGGUUUUAUGGCAAAAAUGUUUCAUAUUCUUUUAUUUAGACCAAUAAAGCUCUAGA
Molecule: messenger RNA, 1132 nt
Organism: Ficedula albicollis (Collared flycatcher)
Lineage: Eukaryota; Metazoa; Chordata; Aves; Passeriformes; Muscicapidae
Gene: RFC2
Product: replication factor C subunit 2
Exons: 11
Coding region: 16-1047 (343 amino acids)
Biological process (GO): DNA repair; DNA-templated DNA replication
Cellular component (GO): nucleus; DNA replication factor C complex
Molecular function (GO): ATP binding; ATP hydrolysis activity; DNA clamp loader activity
Source: RefSeq, a predicted model, not a curated record